UUAUUAUAGGUACUAGGUAAUCGCCCAAAAUGGUUACCUGUUGUGUGAGUGUUUUUUUUUAAACAUUAGGUACUUUGUUCCAGAUGCCUAACCGUGCCACAUAGACUAGUGUGCCUAAUGAAAGAUGGCAAAAUAAAAUCACUUUGAUGUGCUGAGUGGGUUUAAUGUGUGAUGUAUGUUAUUACGUCCGCACUUAUAAUAUUGUGUCCAAGUCUGGUAUGCACAUCACCCUAAAAGGAAGGAGAGCAACAAGAUUCAUCUCAGAGCUUAAAAGAAUGGGUUAUGAAAACGCAUGAGGAAAUUGAAUGUAUUUAGCCUAGAGAAAAGAACAAUUAGGGCAACGUAAUUCAAGUCUUUAAGCAGCGGACCGCUGUUGGAAAUGAAGUAGAAACUUUAGGGGUAGGACACGCUUCUUUACACAGAGAGUGGUAAGGGUAAGGAAUAGGCUACCUAGCCUCAUUGUGGAUGCGGAAUCAUUGGGAUCCUUUAAGACCUGACAAAGGUUUUUAGACCAAUCAAGUUAGUAGGAACCAGACGAUCGCUGAUGUUCUUAUGUACUUGUAUUAUAUUACCAUUUACGGUAAUGAAACCUCACCAAAAGCAAACCAAAAUGAAAAAGAUACAGGAUGUGUGUAUAUUGUUUCUCCAGUGUUUUACAGGACCACUGACUGUAACUCCUGGACGGCAGAAAUACCCAGAAAAAUCAGUGCAGUGAAGGGGUCAUGCGUGAAUAUCCCCUGUCACUUUAACUACCCCGGCCCCAGGCACCCAGCAAGAGAUUUUGUUGGAAUCUGGUACCAUGGUUUCUUCACCGCCAUGGUUUACAACAGCAAAGACAUCAGUCUGGUCAAUGCCAAGUUCAGGCAUCGCACAAAACUGACCGGCUCUCUUGAGAGCAAUAACUGCUCCCUCCAAAUCAUUAACCUAACUCCUGAAGACUCGCUCACAUACAUGUUCCGAGUAGAGAUUAAGGGCACUCAGAAGUACAGUUACACACAGGUGACUUCUCAGUUGAUAGUUUCAGGGACUCCAGAGAAACCUCAAAUGAAUUGUCCGCAGACCCUAACUGAAGGUGUUAGUGUACCUGUAGUGUGUACCAUAAAAUACACCUGCGUCAAAACCCCCCCUCAACUAAUGUGGAGUUACAGCAAGGGCUCCAUCAACGCCAUACACGAGCCCGAGCAGGGUGGUGUGUGGGAAGUGAAAUCGGUCCUCACCUUCAUUCCUGCUUCCGAGGAUCACUCCCAGACUCUUCAGUGUCGAGCGCUCUACUCGGAUAUCAAUGAUUUAAUAUCGCCAGGACCCAGCUGCAAGCUUCAUGUGCAAUAUGCCCCAAAAAACGUUUCCGUUCUUGUCAGAGGGUCUUCUGGUGGUAUAAAGGAAGGAGAUACUGUUUCUCUGAGCUGUGUCAGUCACAGCAACCCUCCAGUUUUGACAUACAGCUGGUACAGAGUUAUGAGCCAUGCAACUAUACGGUUACAUGCAGAAGCCAUGGACAUUACAGUGGAGAACGUGACUAGUGAAGGAACCCAGUAUUACUGCUCUGCACAUAAUGAUGUGGGAAUUGGAACCUCUAAAAGACUACACUUGGUGGUUCAGUAUGCCCCCAGACAUCUUUCUGUUCUUGUCAGAGGGUCUGCUGGUGGGAUAAAGGAAGGAGAUCAUGUUUCUCUGAGCUGUGUCAGUGACAGCCUCCCUCCAGCUUUCACAUACAAUUGGUACAGAGUUAUAAACAAGGACAAUAUACGGUUACUGGCAGAAACCAUGGAUAUUACAGUGGAGAAUGUGACUAGAGAGGAGAGCGAGUAUUACUGCUCUGCUCAAAAUGAUGUGGGAAUUGGAACAUCUAAACCCAUCCACUUGGCUAUACAAUAUGCCCCAAAAAAUGUUUCAGUUCUUGUCAGAGGGUCUUCUGGUGGUAUAAAGGAAGGAGAUACUGUUUCUCUGAGCUGUGUCAGUGACAGCAACCCUCCAGUUUUGACAUACAGCUGGUACAGAGUUACGAGCAAUGAAACUGUACGGUUACAUGCAGAAGCCAUGGACAUUACAGUGGAGAACGUGACUAGUGAAGGAACCCAGUAUUACUGCUCUGCACAUAAUGAUGUGGGAAUUGGAACCUCUAAACAACUGCACUUGGUGGUUCAGUAUGCCCCCAGACAUCUUUCUGUUCUUGUCAGAGGGUCUGCUGGUGAGAUAAAGGAAGGAGAUCAUGUUUCUCUGAGCUGUGUCAGUGACAGCCUCCCCCCAGCUUUCACAUACAGUUGGUACAGAGUUAUAAACAAGGACAAUAUACGGUUACUGGCAGAAACCAUGGAUAUUACAGUGGAGAAUGUGACUAGAGAGGAGAGCGAGUAUUACUGCUCUGCACAAAAUGAUGUAGGAAUUGGAACAUCUAAACCCAUCCACUUGGCUAUACAAUAUGCCCCAAAAAACGUUUCCGUUCUUGUCCGAGGGUCUUCUGGUGGUAUAAAGGAAGGAGAUACAGUUUCUCUGAGCUGUGUCAGUGACAGCAACCCUCCAGUUUUGACAUACAGCUGGUACAGAGUUAUGAGCAAUGAAACUAUACGGUUACAUGCAGAAGCCAUGGACAUUAUAGUGGAGAACGUGACUAGUGAAGGAACCCAGUAUUACUGCUCUGCACAUAAUGAUGUGGGAAUUGGAACCUCUAAACCACUACACUUGGUGGUUCAGUAUGCCCCCAGACAUCUUUCUGUUCUUGUCAGAGGGUCUGCUGGUGGGAUAAAGGAAGGAGAUCAUGUUUCUCUGAGCUGUGUCAGUGACAGCCUCCCUCCAGCUUUCACAUACAAUUGGUACAGAGUUAUAAACAAGGACAAUAUACGGUUACUGGCAGAAACCAUGGAUAUUACAGUGGAGAAUGUGACUAGAGAGGAGAGCGAGUAUUACUGCUCUGCUCAAAAUGAUGUGGGAAUUGGAACAUCUAAACCCAUCCACUUGGCUAUACAAUAUGCCCCAAAAAAUGUUUCAGUUCUUGUCAGAGGGUCUUCUGGUGGUAUAAAGGAAGGAGAUACUGUUUCUCUGAGCUGUGUCAGUGACAGCAACCCUCCAGUUUUGACAUACAGCUGGUACAGAGUUACGAGCAAUGAAACUGUACGGUUACAUGCAGAAGCCAUGGACAUUACAGUGGAGAACGUGACUAGUGAAGGAACCCAGUAUUACUGCUCUGCACAUAAUGAUGUGGGAAUUGGAACCUCUAAACAACUGCACUUGGUGGUUCAGUAUGCCCCCAGACAUCUUUCUGUUCUUGUCAGAGGGUCUGCUGGUGAGAUAAAGGAAGGAGAUCAUGUUUCUCUGAGCUGUGUCAGUGACAGCCUCCCCCCAGCUUUCACAUACAGUUGGUACAGAGUUAUAAACAAGGACAAUAUACGGUUACUGGCAGAAACCAUGGAUAUUACAGUGGAGAAUGUGACUAGAGAGGAGAGCGAGUAUUACUGCUCUGCACAAAAUGAUGUAGGAAUUGGAACAUCUAAACCCAUCCACUUGGCUAUACAAUAUGCCCCAAAAAACGUUUCCGUUCUUGUCCGAGGGUCUUCUGGUGGUAUAAAGGAAGGAGAUACAGUUUCUCUGAGCUGUGUCAGUGACAGCAACCCUCCAGUUUUGACAUACAGCUGGUACAGAGUUAUGAGCAAUGAAACUAUACGGUUACAUGCAGAAGCCAUGGACAUUAUAGUGGAGAACGUGACUAGUGAAGGAACCCAGUAUUACUGCUCUGCACAUAAUGAUGUGGGAAUUGGAACCUCUAAACCACUACACUUGGUGGUUCAGUAUGCCCCCAGACAUCUUUCUGUUCUUGUCAGAGGGUCUGCUGGUGGGAUAAAGGAAGGAGAUCAUGUUUCUCUGAGCUGUGUCAGUGACAGCCUUCCCCCAGCUUUCACAUACAAUUGGUACAGAGUUAUAAACAAGGACAAUAUACGGUUACUGGCAGAAACCAUGGAUAUUACAGUGGAGAAUGUGACUAGAGAGGAGAGCGAGUAUUACUGCUCUGCACAAAAUGAUGUAGGAAUUGGAACAUCUAAACCCAUCCACUUGUCUAUACAAUAUGCCCCAAAAAACGUUUCAGUUCUUGUCAGAGGGUCUUCUGGUGGUAUAAAGGAAGGAGAUACUGUUUCUCUGAGCUGUGUCAGUGACAGCAACCCUCCAGUUUUGACAUACAGCUGGUACAGAGUUACGAGCAAUGAAACUAUACAGUUACAUGCAGAAGCCAUGGACAUUAUAGUGGAGAACGUGACUAGUGAAGGAACCCAGUAUUACUGCUCUGCACAUAAUGAUGUGGGAAUUGGAACCUCUAAACCACUGCACUUGGUGGUUCAGUAUGCCCCCAGACAUCUUUCUGUUCUUGUCAGAGGGUCUGCUGGUGAUAUAAAGGAAGGAGAUCAUGUUUCUCUGAGCUGUGUCAGUGACAGCCUCCCUCCAGCUUUCACAUACAAUUGGUACAGAGUUAUAAACAAGGACAAUAUACGGUUACUGGCAGAAACCAUGGAUAUUACAGUGGAGAAUGUGACUAGAGAGGAGAGCGAGUAUUACUGCUCUGCUCAAAAUGAUGUGGGAAUUGGAACAUCUAUACCCAUCCACUUGGCUAUACAAUAUGCCCCAAAAAACGUUUCAGUUCUUGUCAGAGGGUCUUCUGGUGGUAUAAAGGAAGGAGAUACUUUUUCUCUGAGCUGUGUCAGUGACAGCAACCCUCCAGUUUUGACAUACAGCUGGUACAGAGUUACGAGCAAUGAAACUAUACAGUUAAAUGCAGAAGCCAUGGACAUUACAGUGGAGAACGUGACUAGUGAAGGAACCCAGUAUUACUGCUCUGCACAUAAUGAUGUGGGAAUUGGAACCUCUAAACCACUGCACUUGGUGGUUCAGUAUGCCCCCAGACGUCUUUCUGUUCUUGUCAGAGGGUCUGCUGGUGGGAUAAAGGAAGGAGAUCAUGUUUCUCUGAGCUGUGUCAGUGACAGCCUCCCCUCAGCUUUCACAUACAAUUGGUACAGAGUUAUAAACAAGGACAAUAUACGGUUACUGGCAGAAACCAUGGAUAUUACAGUGGAGAAUGUGACUAGAGAGGAGAGCGAGUAUUACUGCUCUGCACAGAAUGAUGUGGGUAUUGGAACAUCUAAACCCAUCCACUUGUAUAUACAAUAUGCCCCAAAAAACGUUUCAGUUCUUGUCAGAGGGUCUUCUGGUGGUAUAAAGGAAGGAGAUACUGUUUCUCUGAGCUGUGUCAGUGACAGCAACCCUCCAGUUUUGAGGUACAGCUGGUACAGAGUUAUGAGCAAUGAAACUAUACGGUUACAUGCAGAAGCCAUGGACAUUACAGUGGAGAACGUGACUAGUGAAGGAACCCAGUAUUACUGCUCUGCACGUAAUGAUGUGGGAAUUGGAACCUCUAAACCACUGCACUUGGUGGUUCAGUAUGCCCCCAGACAUCUUUCUGUUCUUGUCAGAGGGUCUGCUGGUGAGAUAAAGGAAGGAGAUCAUGUUUCUCUGAGCUGUGUCAGUGACAGCCUCCCCUCAGCUUUCACAUACAAUUGGUACAGAGUUAUAAACAAGGACAAUAUACGGUUACUGGCAGAAACCAUGGAUAUUACAGUGGAGAAUGUGACUAGAGAGGAGAGCGAGUAUUACUGCUCUGCUCAAAAUGAUGUAGGAAUUGGAACAUCUAAACCCAUCCACUUGGCUAUACAAUAUCCCCCAAAAAACGUUUUGGUUCUUGUCAGAGGGUCUUCUGGUGGUAUAAAGGAAGGAGAUACUGUUUCUCUGAGCUGUGUCAGUGACAGCAACCCACAGGUUUUGAGAUACAGCUGGUACAGAGUUACGAGCAAUGAAACUAUACGGUUACAUGCAGAAGCCAUGGACAUUACAGUGGAGAACGUGACUAGUGAAGGAACCCAGUAUUUCUGCUCUGCACAUAAUGAUGUGGGAAUUGGAACCUCUAAACCACUGCACUUGGUGGUUCAGUAUGCCCCCAGACAUCUUUCUGUUCUUGUCAGAGGGUCUGCUGGUGGGAUAAAGGAAGGAGAUCAUGUUUCUCUGAGCUGUGUCAGUGACAGCCUCCCUCCAGCUUUCACAUACAAUUGGUACAGAGUUAUAAACAAGGACAAUAUACGGUUACUGGCAGAAACCAUGGAUAUUACAGUGGAGAAUGUGACUAGAGAGGAGAGCGAGUAUUACUGCUCUGCACAGAAUGAUGUGGGAAUUGGAACAUCUAAACCCAUCCACUUGGCUAUACAAUACAAGCCUGCAAUCUUGCUACAGUCUUCCUGUGUGCUUGGUUCUGAAGGGGUGACUUGCCACUGCAUUGCAGAGUCAAACCCUCCAGCUACUAUAACAUGGGAGAGUCCAGAUAAUGACGACCAAAUCGCUCAAAAUCCUCAGCCGUCCUCACUCGUCCGAGGUCAUCGAGUUACCAGUACUCUGCAGGGAGUCACAGUUACCCAUGGAGAAAUCUCUUGCCUGGCCACUAACAAACUUGGCAGUGGCUACCGUAACUUUUCAUUGCAAAAGCCUGAUCCCCACACAAAUGUGUUGAUAAUUAUCCCUGCUGUUCUCUUUGGAGUGGUUGUCAUCCUAGUUAUUGCAGUGAUUUACCGUCGUAAAACAAGAAAGACUCUUUUCGUGGUAAAUGAAGAAAACGAAGACAAUGAUACCACAGCCAGCGUUGAUCAUAUGAUUCUGAAAAACAUGUAGAAGCUCCAGGAAUAGCAGAGCCAGACAAUAACCCCCUACUGGAGAAAAGAAGAUAUUUGGCAAACUUUAUAUUUUAUUUACCAUCGUUGUAAUUAUUUUCUGUUAAUAAUCCUAAACAGUGCAUUUAUGAGUAUUUCUUUGUGUGUGGUUUUUUCUUUAACUGCAGUAAAGCAUGUCGGUGAUGGUCAGGAUAAAAAACACUGUCCUAAACCUUAUCUUUUAUGCAUGUGGUAUAUGAAUGUGUGCGCAGUUCUGCCAUCUGAUUCAAAUAAAGUUAUUAAAUAAAAUGUU
Messenger RNA from Acipenser ruthenus (sterlet), 6987 nucleotides. Its product is annotated as sialoadhesin-like. NCBI's taxonomy places the organism in Eukaryota, Metazoa, Chordata, Actinopteri, Acipenseriformes, Acipenseridae. The transcript is spliced from 24 exons. The coding region runs from base 553 to 6696 and encodes 2047 amino acids. The record is from RefSeq and is a predicted model, not a curated record.